Molecule: messenger RNA, 3044 nt
Organism: Panthera uncia (snow leopard)
Lineage: Eukaryota; Metazoa; Chordata; Mammalia; Carnivora; Felidae
Gene: VILL
Product: villin like
Exons: 21
Coding region: 324-2900 (858 amino acids)
Biological process (GO): cytoskeleton organization; barbed-end actin filament capping; actin polymerization or depolymerization
Cellular component (GO): actin cytoskeleton; cytoplasm
Molecular function (GO): actin filament binding; phosphatidylinositol-4,5-bisphosphate binding
Source: RefSeq, a predicted model, not a curated record
CCAGCCACGAGCCUGGGGACGGGGUGGUUCUCAGAGAGCUGGGUCAAUAUUUGUUGACUGACUGAUGGACUACAUUGGAAGCCCAGCCCUCAGGCAGUGGGGUGUGUCCUCCUGGGCAAGAGCAGGGAUUGAGUUUCAUGCAGGAACAGGUUGGGGGACAGACCCAGCACUGCCCACUGGCCAGGAAAGAGAGCACCUUCCAGCAGAUUCUGUACAGGUGGGGCCUCUGUCGCCCAGACUCCGCAUACCUGGAGGCCCAGGCCCGGCCCUCCCUCCUCAGACUCCAGCAGGCAAAGUGACCUCAGGGUGCGCCCUUUCACAGGAUGGACGUCAACAAGGGCCUCCCAGCCAUUGACAGCCACAGGGACCUCCACGUAUGGAUCAUCGAGAACCUGAGCAUGGAGCCAGUACCCGAGAAGGCUUAUGGGAACUUCUUCGAGGAGCACUGCUACAUCGUCCUCCAUGUUCCCCAGAGCCUCAAGGCCACGCAGGGGGCGUGCAGCGACCUGCACUACUGGGCGGGGAAGGAGGCGGGCGCCGAGGCGCAGGACGCGGCCGAAGCCUUCGUGCAGCAGCUGCAGGAGGCGCUGGGUGGCGCCACCGUGCAGCACCGGGAGGCGCAGGGCCACGAGUCCGACUGUUUCCGCAGCUACUUCCGCUCUGGAAUCAUCUACAGGAGAGGGGGCCUGGCCUCUGCCCUCACGCACGUGGAGACCAACCUGUACAACAUCCAGCGACUGCUGCACGUCCAGGGGAGGAAGCACGUGUCGGCCACCGAGGUGGAGCUCUCUUGGAGCAGCUUUAAUAAGGGGGACAUCUUCCUGCUGGACCUGGGCAAGGUGAUGAUCCAGUGGAAUGGGCCUGAGACCAGCAUUCCUGAGAAGGCACGGGGCCUGGCCCUGACCUGCAGCCUCCGGGACAGGGAGCGCGGUGGUCGCGCACAGAUUGGCGUGGUGGAUGAUGAAGUUGAAGCCACUGACCUCAUGCGGAUCAUGGAAGCCGUGCUGGGCUGCAGAGUGGGCAACCUGCCUGCCACCAGGCCCGACAAGAGUGUUAACCAGCUGCAGAAAGCCAGCGGCCGUCUCUACCAUGUCUGUGAGAAGGAUGACGACUUGGUGAUCCAGGAGUUGGCGACCUGCCCACUAACCCAAGACCUACUGCGGGAAGAGGACUACUAUAUCCUGGACCAGGGUGGUUUCAAGAUCUACGUGUGGCAGGGACGCCUGUCCAGCCUCCAAGAGAAAAAGGCUGCCUUCAGCCGGGCUCUGGGCUUCAUCCAGGCCAAAGGCUACCCGACCUACACCAACGUGGAGGUGGUGAACGACGGCGCCGAGUCGGCCUCAUUUAAACAGCUCUUCCAGUCUUGGUCUACCAAGCAGCGCGGGAACAAGAGCUUCGGCAAGCUAAGUAAAUCGAUUCAGGUAAGGCCGGAUGUGGGCAAGCUGCAGAGUCGGCCUGAGCUAGCUGCCCAGCUCAGGAUGGUGGAUGACGCUUCCGGGAAGGUGGAGGUGUGGUGCAUCCAGGACUUAGGCAGACGGCCCGUGGACCCCAAGCGUCAUGCACAGCUGUGUGCAGGCAACUGCUACCUCGUCCUCUACGCCUACCAGAGGAUGGGCCACGUCCAGUAUAUCCUGUACCUGUGGCGGGGCCACCGUGCCACCACGCGUGAUGUCAAAGCCCUGAACUGCAAUGCCGAGGAGCUGGACCUCAUGUACCAGGGAGCCCUGGUGCAGGAGCACGUGACCAUGGGCAGCGAGCCCCCUCACUUCCUCGCCAUCUUCCAGGGCCAGCUGGUGGUCUUCCAGGGGCACACGGGGCACGAUGGGAAGGAGCAGCCAGCACCUGCCACAAGGCUCUUCCACGUACAAGGCGCCGACAGCUGCAACACCAGGACCGUGGAGGUACCAGCCCGCGCCUCAGCCCUCAACUCCCAUGACAUCUUCUUGCUGGUCACAGCUAGCGUCUGCUACCUCUGGUUUGGAAAGGGCUGCAGCGGUGACCAGCGAGAGAUGGCGCGGACGGCGGUCUCUGCCGUCUCUGGGGAGAACAAGGAAACGGUGCUGGAGGGUCAGGAGCCUCCCGGCUUCUGGGAGGCCCUGGGAGGCCGGGCUCCCUACCCCGGCAACAAGAGGCUCCCCGAGGACGUCUCCGGCUUCCAGCCCCGACUGUUUGAGUGCUCCAGCCACAUGGGCCACCUGGUCCUCACGGAAAUGGUGUUCUUUAGUCAAGAGGACCUGGACAAGUAUGACAUCAUGUUACUGGACACCUGGCAGGAGAUCUUCCUGUGGCUCGGGGAAGCUGCCAGUAAGUGGAAGAAGGAGGCGGUGGACUGGGGCCAGGAGUACCUGAAGACCCACCCGGCAGGGAGGAGCCCCGCCACGCCUAUCGUGGUGAUCAAGCAGGGCCAUGAGCCCCCCACCUUCACUGGAUGGUUCCUCGCUUGGGACCCCUACAAGUGGACUAACGACCAGUCCUACAAGGAAGUGGUGGAUGGCAGCCUGGGAGCAAUGCCAGCCAUAUGUGAGAUAACAGCAGAACUCAACGACUUCCAGCUGUCUAGAGGGCCAAGCAAUGGCGGGGCAGACCCUUUGACCCUGCAGACCCUCAAGGGCUCCCAGGACGGCUCAGGGAAUGAGCUGCAGCCAGGACCCAAGGCAGGUGACGCCAGCACCAACAGCCACCACAGCAGCCCCAGACCCACCAUCAAUGGGAGCCUGCCCCGCGAACGGCUAAUGCAUCAGGCUGUUGAAGACCUGCCAGAGGGUGUGGACCCGGCCCGCAAGGAGUUCUAUCUCUCAGACUCUGACUUCCAAGAGAUCUUUGGCAAGUCCAAGGAAGAAUUCUAUAGCAUGGCCAAGUGGAGGCAGCAGCAGGAGAAGAAGCAGCUUGGCUUCUUCUGAACCCAGGCCCUGCCCGUGUCGGUGCCACUAACGUAGCCAGGACCCCCAGGGGUGCCUUCCCAGCAUGCACCUGAGCCCCCGGGGACACCCCGCUGGCAUUCCCCCGUCAAUAAAAGUCCGUGGCCCUCACAAGGUGUGUUGUAA